AUGGACAGUACCAUCGCCUUACGGAUGCAGAAGUUCCGUGAUGAAGAUGAGUUCAUUGUUUCUUCCAGACGAAAGGCAAAUACGAGACUUAUGCCCAUCUCGCUGGAGAGGAUAUUGGCUCUGCAGCCAACUCUAAUUGGUAUUACCCGCGGAUUCCAGGCCAAGGAGUCGCCUGUGAAAUUUUGGUUUCGCCUCCCUAGCAGCAGUCUACAAAAGCCUGCAUACGGGGUGCUUGCAUAUUACCCAGAAGACUGCUGGACUGGCUCUGUCAUGCAUCCUCGACCCUUGGGAUCACGUAGCCUCCCAGUAGACGAUCGUUAUAGUAGUGGUCGAGCAGAUUCACCCGACAAUGUAGUGGUAGCAGGUGUCGCGGUCAAGCUUAGCAAUCCUACGUCCCGGGUUUCUAUGGUUGAAGACAAGGUACUUUUCGCCUUCGGCUACCAAAUGAUGCAGCCUGAGAGGAAUCAAGGAGAUGACGAAGCAAGUGUCAAUGUAAUGACGUUGGCUCCUGCGAUGUCUAUUACCAUCGAAGAUACGCCGUACCUGGGGCUGUCGUGCGCGGAGACGUUAAGGUGUGUCGACUAUCCUCGCCCUUGCAAGGCUCAUCCCGCCGACGACUGUCCUCAUUCAAGAGCUCCACGUCAGGUCAAGCUUUUUGCGGAGAAUGGUGAAUUCUGGCUGAUCACGAUGGAGAUGCGGGAGAGGAGCAUUAUGGGCGAGACCACUUUUGUCAUCGAUGCGAGUAUAUCACAGCACUUUGAGUUGGAUGGGUUGAUGGUGCCCGCGGAGCUGGAGGCUAUCGAGUGGACAGGCAGGCCGCGGUUAUAUAACACGUAUGAGAAGGGAGGCUAUGCUCUUACAUCCCGCAUCGAGGCUUGGAACACGGCACUGGAGUUGCAAAAAGAUACUGAAGCUAUGUAUGGCAGCUUCGCCAUCCUGGUCAGCAACUUGAUCGCUGUCAACUUAUACUCUUGGGACGAUGUCAUGGGUGACAAGGAGAGGGUGGAGCUGGAGGCGACGGAAUGGGAUGGUGAAACCACGACUGAAGCGACCCCGAGAACUUCACCAACGCCGUCCACGAGUCCUUUCACCCGGAUAUCAAACUUCCAGUAUGCAUUGGAUGCAUGGCAGGUUCUUCAAGCAUUAAAUGAGGACUUCCGGAGCAUGCUCGGUGAUAUCCUCAGCAUCCCCAUCACAUAUCUCACGAGCAUGGUACCGCUGACGUUUGAGGACCGAGUACUCGAGUUCGAUGUUUACAAAAGUCUAGCUGAAGUCGCUCAGCCAUAA
Recurvomyces mirabilis is the source of this 1287-nucleotide messenger RNA. RefSeq lists its product as uncharacterized. Bases 1 to 1287 code for a protein of 428 amino acids. The transcript has a single exon. The record is from RefSeq and is a predicted model, not a curated record. NCBI's taxonomy places the organism in Eukaryota, Fungi, Ascomycota, Dothideomycetes, Mycosphaerellales, Teratosphaeriaceae.